AUCGUUAGCUUCUCCUGAUAAACUAAUUGUCUCACAUUGUCACUGCAAAUCGACACCUAUUAAUGGGUCUCACCUCCCAACUGCUUCCCCCUCUGUUCUUCCUGCUAGCAUGUGCCGGCAACUUUGUCCAUGGACACAAGUGCGAUAUCGCCUUACAAGAGAUCAUCAAAACUUUGAACAGCCUCACAGAGCAGAAGACUCUGUGCACCGAGUUGACCGUAACGGACAUCUUUGCUGCCUCCAAGAACACAACUGAGAAGGAAACCUUCUGCAGGGCUGCGACUGUGCUCCGGCAGUUCUACAGCCACCAUGAGAAGGACACUCGCUGUCUGGGUGCGACUGCACAGCAGUUCCACAGACACAAGCAGCUCAUCCGAUUCCUGAAACGGCUCGACAGGAACCUCUGGGGCCUGGCGGGUUUGAAUUCCUGUCCUGUGAAGGAAGCCAACCAGAGUACGUUGGAAGACUUCUUGGAAAGGCUAAAGACGAUCAUGAGAGAAAAAUAUUCAAAGUGUUCGAGCUGAAUAUUUUAAUUUAUGAGUUUUUAAUAGCUUUAUUUUUUAAAUAUUUAUAUAUUUAUAACUCAUCAUAAAAUAAAGUAUAUAUAGAAUCUAA
Pongo pygmaeus (Bornean orangutan) is the source of this 615-nucleotide messenger RNA. It is a transcript of the gene IL4, whose product is annotated as interleukin 4. NCBI's taxonomy places the organism in Eukaryota, Metazoa, Chordata, Mammalia, Primates, Hominidae. Gene Ontology annotation, biological process: interleukin-4-mediated signaling pathway; regulation of immune response; negative regulation of inflammatory response. The record is from RefSeq and is a predicted model, not a curated record. Gene Ontology annotation, cellular component: extracellular region. Gene Ontology annotation, molecular function: growth factor activity; interleukin-4 receptor binding. The transcript is spliced from 4 exons. The coding region runs from base 63 to 524 and encodes 153 amino acids.